Messenger RNA from Suillus subalutaceus, 312 nucleotides. RefSeq lists its product as uncharacterized. The record is from RefSeq and is a predicted model, not a curated record. NCBI's taxonomy places the organism in Eukaryota, Fungi, Basidiomycota, Agaricomycetes, Boletales, Suillaceae. The transcript has 2 exons. The coding region runs from base 1 to 312 and encodes 103 amino acids.
AUGAAUUAUCAGAACUAUGAUAAGGCGAUUGUACUGGUCUAUGGUAUCAAGCUAGACGGCUGGCCUGUAGGCCUCCCCUUCAUUGCACCCUCCCACUUGCACGCUGUUGUGGAAUGGAAGAAACUCACUCAACAGGAGAUUGAAGACUUUCAGGAGGAACUCCAGAGGCGUGAAGAAGCAGGAGAGGCCAUCGGUACAGUUCGUAAGAAGUGUGGAGAUGUAGGCAAGCCCCGCAAGCGCAAGGCGCCCACUGUCAUAUCCCGUAUUCCGGACCUACGUCCGAUAUCCGGACCUCCAUACCCUCAUCCAUGA